UGCCACAUUCUCACUUUGCCUUUGCCUUCACACAGACACACUCCCAUACUACGAUCACAAUCUGCUCCUGUAACUGAGUCCAUGUCGUAUGACCAGGACAUCUGCUACCUCUGCAAAGAGGACCUGAGGGACCCCGUGUCCAUUCCCUGUGGUCAUAUCUUCUGUGCCAUCUGCCUCAAGACCUACUGGGACCAUGCUGACCACACGGGCCAAUUCUUGUGCCCGCAAUGUCGAGUCAGCUACAACAAGAGGCCUGCCCCACGCCGCCUGAUGUCUUCUCGCAACUCUUCAGUCCAGAAGCUUUCAGAGUCGUCCCCUCCAACUCCUCCAUCUCCAGACUACAACUACGCCGGCCCCAGGGAUGUGGCGUGCGACAUCUGCAUUGGGAAGAAGCUCAAAGCUGUUAAGUCGUGCCUGAUGUGCCUGGCAUCGUACUGUGAGAAGCACCUGAAACCUCACUAUGAGUCGGCGACCUUCAAGAGGCACAAGUUGGUGGAUGAGAUCGGGCACCUGGACAGGCAGAUCUGCCCACAGCACCAGAAAGGCCUGGAGCUCUACUGCCGCACAGACCAGAUGUGUAUCUGCGUGCUGUGCACUGUGAAGGAGCACAAGGGCCAUGACAUGGUAUCAGCCGAACAGGAGCGAAGCGAGAUGCAGCAACGUCUGGGUGCCACACAAGCUGAGAUCCAGGAGAAGAUCCAUGACCGAGUGAAGCAGAUGGAGGAGUUGAAACAAGCUGUGGAUGCAUUAAAGAGCUCAGCUCAUCGGGCAUUGCAGGAGAGCGAGAAGCUCUUCGGAGAUAUGCUUCGCACUAUCGAAAUGAUGCAACAGGAAAUGGCCAAGCUGAUUUCCUCGAAUAAGAGAGCAGCACUAAAUACAGCUGAGGGCCACAUGGAACGAUUGGGGCAGGAGAUCGCCGACUUGAAGAAGAGAGACAAUGAGCUGACGCAGCUGUCGCGCACAGAGGACCACAUCCACUUCAUCCAGAGUUACCACAUGCUGAUAGCCCAGACAGAUGCUGAAGAGCUGCCCACAGUUAGCGUCAACCCUUACUUCUCCUUCGGCUCCGUUACCAAGGCUGUCUCGGAGUUGAAACAGCACCUGAAUGAGUAUGGCAAUGAGGAGCUGGUCAAGGUGGCCACCACGGUGAACAAAAUGACUUUCUGUCAACUAGAGGACAAAAAGGGGAAGAAGUCUAUAAAGGCUGAUGAAGUUGAUGUGUAUAAGACUCAGAGGUCUCUAAGCCAUGCACCUCGCAGCCAGACUCCACGCACCAGGGACGAAUUUCUCCAGUAUGCCUGCCAGAUAACUCUAGACCCAAACACAGCAUACAGACAGCUCUACCUUUCCCGAGGCAACAGGAAAGCAGCACUGAAGAGAGACCCCCAGUCCUACAACGACAGCACCCAGAGGUUCGACUGCCUGCCCCAGGUGCUCUGCAAAGAGGCCCUGACUGGUGGCGCCUACUACUGGGAGGUGGAGUGGAGCGGUGAGGGUGUCUCCAUCGGCAUCACCUACAAGGGAAUCAAGAGGACAGGCUACGGUGAUUCGUCCCGCAUUGGCUACAACCGCAAAUCCUGGGGCCUUUUCUGCUCCGAUUCCAGCUACUCAGCUCGCCACAUGAAAGAUCAAGUCGAUGUCAAUGCGCCCUACUCUUCUCGCAUCGGGGUUUUCCUGGACUAUGAUGCAGGCACACUGUCCUUCUACAGUGUAGCAGAAACUAUGACACUUAUCCACCAGUUUAAAGCUUCCUUCAGUGAGCCUGUCUAUCCUGGAUUCUGGGUGUGGUAUGAGUCGGCCAUCUGUAUUUGUCAGCUGUAGUUCUGUGUACUUGGUUUAGGGAGAAAACAGUAAAAUAUUUUUUUGAUAAUUUGAUAAUAUAUAUGUGUGUGUGUGUGCGUGUGUGUGUAUAAAAUACACAUACACACAUUUCAUUUUAUUUUUUAUUGUACAUUAGAUCAGAGAACUUGCAGUGUGAAAAAUAAUGUGAAUAAGUAACAGUAAACUGCAAAGUAGAUAAGCAAUUUUGUUAGUGCACUUGGUGUCGUCUGCACUGAGUGAUUUGCAGUAAAGCAUAUUCAUGUAUGUGUGUGUGUGUGUGUGUGUGUGUGUGUGUGUGUUCAAAUUCCAAUGCUGGUUUGUAUUCACAAAUAAAAAGACAAUUAAAAGCAAUCUGAAA
Messenger RNA from Pangasianodon hypophthalmus (striped catfish), 2179 nucleotides. It is a transcript of the gene ftr83, whose product is annotated as finTRIM family, member 83. Gene Ontology annotation, molecular function: protein binding; zinc ion binding. The record is from RefSeq and is a predicted model, not a curated record. The coding region runs from base 82 to 1821 and encodes 579 amino acids. The transcript is spliced from 7 exons. Lineage: Eukaryota; Metazoa; Chordata; Actinopteri; Siluriformes; Pangasiidae.